Molecule: messenger RNA, 1110 nt
Organism: Babjeviella inositovora NRRL Y-12698
Lineage: Eukaryota; Fungi; Ascomycota; Pichiomycetes; Serinales
Gene: DBR1
Product: RNA lariat debranching enzyme
Exons: 2
Biological process (GO): mRNA splicing, via spliceosome
Cellular component (GO): nucleus
Molecular function (GO): RNA lariat debranching enzyme activity
Source: RefSeq, a predicted model, not a curated record
AUCCACAUUGCCGUCAAUGGUUGCUGCCAUGGGGAGCUUGGACAGAUUUACGCGGAGGUGAUGCGCCGGCCGCAGCGUGUGGAGCUCCUCGUGAUUUGCGGUGAUUUCCAGGCGCUCCGGAACCGUGCGGAUCUCGCGUCGAUGGCGGUUCCAGACAAGUACAAGCAGGAGGGGGACUUCUAUCAGUACUACGACGGGACGUUGAUGGCGCCGAUACCCACGAUUCUCAUUGGUGGGAACCACGAGUCGUCGCGAUUCUUGAAGGAGUUGCCGCACGGGGGCUGGGUCGCGCCCAACAUCUACUACAUGGGUUACACAAACGUGGUCUGGUACAGGGGUGUGCGGAUCGGGGGCAUCUCGGGGAUCUUCAAUGAGCACAAUUUCAUGGCGGACCGGGACAUUUCACAGCGCUUUUCACCGAGGGAGCUUCGCUCUGUGUACCAUGUCCGGCGCUCGGAUUUUCUAGCGAUGCUCUUGUUGCGGAACUCAGUGCUAGACGUGAUGCUCAGCCACGACUGGCCGCAAGGAAUCGAGCAUUUCGGGAACUUGCGCGCUUUGUUGAGAACCAAACCGUAUUUCAAGAAGGAUAUUGAGACUGGGAAGCUCGGGAAUCCGGCUUUGCGCGCGUUGAUGGAGGAGUUGCGGCCGAAGUUUUGGUUCGCGGCCCAUUUGCAUGUGUAUUAUGAGGCUGUUUAUCACCAUUCUUUGGGGGAAAAUGAGAAAAAAAAUGAAACAGACAUUAGCAAUGGAGAAAGCGGAAAUGGGAUUGAAAAGAAGAGAAGGAGGUCGGAUGCGAGUGGGAUAAACAACAGAGAUGAAAUUCAAUUGGAUUUUGAUACCAAUGAAGUUAUACUGGACAUGGGUUGUAACUCGGAUGAGGAACCUUCUAUGCCAUCCCUGAACUAUGAAAAUAAUCCAUCAGAUAAAAAACCUUCAUCACCCCGCUCCACCCAGUUCUAUGCUCUUGAUAAGGUGCUCCCCCGUCGCACCUUCCUUAAGAAUAUGGACAUUCCCAUCUGCAAUAAGACCCAUGUCUCCUAUCAGAGUGAUUCGUUCCAACUCUACUAUGACACAGAAUACAUUGCCAUUUUGCGUUUCCUCCAGCGUUUU